AGAGAGAGAGAGAGAGAGAGAGAGAGAGAGAGAGCGUCAGGGGCAGGCUGCUGGUUACAUGUGUUGUUCCACCUGCAGUCAGCGGUCAGCCGGACGACACGACACCGAGGACGAGCGCAGCAUCCCGGGCUGAAGCGGCGGUAGGAGACGGUGAAGCGGAGGAAACGAGCUGCGGCCGUGAAUCUGAUUUCAGAUCCGCUCCGUCACAUCCUCUGGUUCCAGACAUGAGCGGAAGAGUUGGAGACCUGAGUCCGAAACAGACUGAAGCGCUACAGCAGUUUCGAGAGAGGGUACAGGACAUUCUUCCACAACUUCCCGCACAGCAUGACCACUUCCUGUUGCGCUGGCUCAGAGCCAGAAACUUCAACCUGCAGAAGUCAGAGGCCAUGUUGAGAAAGCAUGUGGAGUUCAGGAGAAACAUGAAGGUGGACCUGAUAAUCACUGAGUGGCGUCCACCAGAGGUGAUAGAGAAGUACCUGUCGGGGGGGAUGUGUGGUCACGACCGCGAGGGAAGCCCCAUCUGGUACGACGUGAUCGGCCCGGUGGAUCCCAAGGGCCUCUUCCUGUCCGCCUCCAAACAGGACUUCAUCAAGUCCAAGAUCAGAGACUGUGAGAUGCUGCAGCAGGAGUGUAGCCUCCAGUCAGAGAGGCUGGGGAGGAACGUGGAGGCGAUCACGAUGAUCUAUGACGUUGAAGGUCUCGGUCUGAAACAUAUAUGGAAGCCUGCUAUAGAAACAUAUGGAGAGAUCCUCCAGAUGUUUGAGAACAACUACCCAGAGGGUUUGAAGAGGCUGUUUGUCAUUAAAGCCCCCAAACUCUUCCCCGUGGCCUUCAACCUCAUCAAGCACUUCCUGAGCGAGAACACGAGACACAAGAUCAAUAUCCUGGGAGCGAACUGGCAGGAGGUUCUACUGAAGCACAUCGACGCAGAGGAGCUGCCGAUGAUCUACGGCGGCAAACUGACGGAUCCCGAUGGAGAUCCUCGCUGUCGCACCAGGAUUCAUCACGUCGGCCCGGUUCCUCCGUCGUACUACGUGCGGGACCACGUGAAGGUGGACUACGAGCAGUGUCUGAACGUCAGCCGAGGAUCCUCCCAGCAGCUGGAUUAUGAGAUCUUGUUCCCGGGCUGCGUCCUCAGGUGGCAGUUUUCCAGCGAGGGGGCGGACAUCGGCUUCGGGGUUUUCCUCAAGAAUAAAAGGGGGGAAUGGAAGAAGGCGGGGCAGAUGGAGGAAGUCGUUCCCAACCAACGCUACAACUCCCACCUGGUGCCCGAGGACGGAUCUCUGACCUGUGAACGGCCCGGAGUCUACGUUCUGAGGUUUGACAACACCUACAGCAUGUUCCAGAACAAAAGAAUCAGCUUCACAGUGGAGCUCCUGCUGCCCGACCACCUACUGCCCCCGCAGGCCAACAGGGGCUCCAGCAGCCGAGCGCAAGCUGAGGACAAACCUGUCCUCACUGAGAAGACGAGUCCACGUGCCUCCGCCAUGUUGUCAGAUCAGUAAUAUUCAGCCACAUGUGAGCACAGCCUGACAAACUUGAUCCCCUGACACACAGUUUGGUGCGACGUGGCCUCAGAGGAGUGUGUUCACACUCACAGUGUUAAAUCUGAAUGUUCGAUGACCCUUUAAUAAACCUCCAGGACCUCAUUCAGAAAGUUCAAAUCUCCACUGAAAAGCAUUUAUCAAACACAUGGAAAUAACAAGAACGUACACAAACACAUAUAUAUAUACUGAUAAGAUUGAUCUAUAGUAGAUUUCAGUUUAAUUGUUUAUUUGAACCAAUAGUUAUUUGAUGAACUUGAGCUUCGGAUCAUCUCUACUCUGACUUGAAUGCAGCAGGUGUCUUGGUCCAGCUCAGUGAUUGGCUGACAGGAAUAGCUCGGCUCAUUCACUUUGAUAAGAUCUGAAAUAUAAUCCGGAGCUGAUCAAAAUCAAUCUUUAAAACAAACACUGAGCCAUUGGGACGGGGCUCAAACGGGUUUUCAAUGCAUUUCAGUGGAUUCUGUAUUUACUUCAUGCAGAGCUUCAUGCUUAUGUGUUGAUGAUUUAUUUAUGUAUUUAUUUUUUAAGAUUUUCAUUCCAUAUAAAAGGGGAAAAGGUGGAUCAUCCACGGUUUGAGUCAGUUUCUACAGCCAAAUGAAAACCACACAGUAUAAUGUCUAUGACACAGCUAGCUAACUGAAGAGGUGUUAGAAAAACAAAACAGAGUUUACGAACAAAGACUGAGUAGUGUGACAUGUUCUCACCUUUUAAAAUGCACUCACACACUUUCCUGUUUGGAACAACAAUUAAAACCUGCAGCUUCACAACGACCGAACUCACCACAGUGAACAGAAACGAUUGGCUGUUGACUUGGAAAAAGAAUCAAAGCACUAAACUCAUAUAUGGUAUUUUUAUAACUACUGUCAGAUAUGCACUGAGCUCCAGAGAUGUUUGUGUCCGAGUGAGAGCCUCCGGAGUUUCUCUCUGACCGACCCCCAAGUGUAAAGUCAACGGUCGCAACAUUGAAAGAACAUAAAGACUAUAAAUAUCUCAGGAUGAAAAAGCGAAGGCACUGAUGAAGAUGUCAGUAGUUUGUUGUGAUCGUCCUGCCUCCGCCUGCUGCACCACCCCCCUGUGUUGUGCAUGUGUGAGAGGAAACUUCUGGAGAAAGUCCGGACUUAAUUCUCCGGAGUUCCUCGGGAGGUCAUGUCUGAAAAUGGCUUAUGUUUUAGAAAGCAAGUGAAGAUAUGACCUUCAGGGACGAAGCCCUUCACCUUCAUAUGUGCUGCAUGUAGAUGUUGAUCUGAAACGAACUUCCCACAGAGACUGUAGAAGAUAAAAUGAUAUAGAAACAAUCCACUGUGUGUUGUAUUUUUCUUUUACAGUUCAAUCCUCCAUCAAUAUCAUGAAUAUGAGCGUGGGGGGGGGGGUCGAAAAAUGUGAAAUGCUCCAGUUGUGUUUUCAGUGAAAUCUCCAUCGUCCCACAUGUGUUUUCAAAUAAAGUUUAGUUAAACUAAA
Platichthys flesus (European flounder) is the source of this 3002-nucleotide messenger RNA. RefSeq names its product SEC14-like protein 2. The coding region runs from base 225 to 1505 and encodes 426 amino acids. Gene Ontology annotation, cellular component: cytoplasm. The record is from RefSeq and is a predicted model, not a curated record. The transcript has 12 exons. Lineage: Eukaryota; Metazoa; Chordata; Actinopteri; Pleuronectiformes; Pleuronectidae.